Messenger RNA from Python bivittatus (Burmese python), 3498 nucleotides. RefSeq lists its product as uncharacterized. Lineage: Eukaryota; Metazoa; Chordata; Lepidosauria; Squamata; Pythonidae. The record is from RefSeq and is a predicted model, not a curated record.
GAAAGCAGCGUUACAUCAAGGUUUCUCGUUCGACACUCCAUAAACGAAGCAUGCCGCUCUAUUUGUAUUGUGUCUAUGUCCUCAUUGGAGCCCGCCCCCGGAGCGGAUUCUUUCUCCGAUUGGAGGAAGCAGCUGUCAAUUCGCUGAGGGGCGCUUCCUCCAGUGUUGUCCGGGAAACCGCAGAACGCGGUCCGAGGGCUGGGUGGUGAGGAGACGUGCGUCGUUGGGGCUCCGGGGCGGAUCGAUGGCGGCGGGGUUGCUGGCCGGCUUGGGGUCGGAGCGAAAGCUUGCUCGCUCGGUGGCUCAUCGGCUAAAGUAUUACAUUGAGGUGCAGAGAAAGGAAAACUCCUUCCAGUCAUCUGGCAUCCCCUGGGAUGUGGCUGAAAGCUUUUAUUUGCACCCUGCUUAUCUGACUGAGCACAGGACACAGGAGCACAAUUUUGCCAAAAUAAAGCUGGAAGCAUUCCUCCGUGCCUAUGUUGGCAGUGCUGAAGAAUGUAAUAGGAAAAUCCAGGGAAGUCUGGCCAAGCAAAAGGAUGUGGAAAAGCUUAUUAAAAAGAUGGCCCGAGAUUAUGUACCUGACAGAAUGAACGAGGUAAAAAUGAAGAGCAUGACAAGGCAAAACAAGCUGCCGUGCAGCCUCUCCAGAUUAUACUUGAAUGCCGUCCCACCCAUGUCACCAGAAGAAGUAAAAAGACUGGUUUCAUCAGCAUCCAAGCUAAUUGUUGCUGUGACUUCUGAAAUCUCCCCAGAAGAACUAAAAACAACUCAAGAACUUAAGAGAAGAGAGACAAAAAGUGUUAAGAGUUUCAGCAAUGGCCGCAAGGAGGUUUUUUCCACCAACCUUUCUCAUGAGAAUGAAGCAAGAAGAGAUGGACCAAGACAAAGUGAAAAAGAGAUAAGGAGAAAAAACAGAGCUUCAAAUGCUUCCAAUACCUCUCCUGCUAAAUCUAAGAGAAUUUUUCCCAUGGCUGCUUGGAAUACGCAGAAGCAGCACUUUGUACCCUCUUUGCAAAGUGCAGAGAAUGUUGGUGUGCAUUCUUACAUGCCGCUUAAAAUCAGAAGGCAGGAGUCCUCUUCCAAAGCUGGUGGAAAUGUUUCAAGCGAGUACUGUCCAUCUAAAAAACCUUUGGCUGCCAGACGAAGCCAAACCCUCAGAUCCAAAGCCUAUGAAGAUGGGUUGCAACGCCCAGUCGUCUUGAAAACCAAAGAGCAGCAAGGAAACUGUGCUCACCCCUCUGCCAGAUCAACUGCUGAGAUUUACAGCAGCCAGCAUUCAAAGGCCGGAAAAAAAAUCAGAAAGCCAUUCAGUUCUGAAAUGAUUUCCAGGUCCUCUAUACUGAAAAGGGCCAGCGAUCCAAAGCACAACCAAAAUGAUCCUAGAGAAAAGCUUCUGAAAUGCACUCAAAGUAACAGGUCUCCGAAAGGUGAAUGGGAAGGGUGUGAUUCCCUAUCCCAAAUCACCUCCAAAUGCCACAAGGUCAACUUUGCAGAUUGGGAACCUCUUGGCUUGCAGAGGGCUAACGUAAGAGGCUCUGAUGAUGAUGCAACUGUGUCUUACACAGAGAAAUCCAGGGGGCUCACAGGAUGCAUUAGAGGAGGACAAAACAGUGAUUGUAUUUCUACAGUCCAACAAGGACCAUCUUUUCUGCAUGAGCUUUGCCAGGAAGUGACUCAAGAAAUACCUGCUGAUCGGACUAGGAAGGAAUUGAUCAUUGUAAAUGGAAAUGCAGAAAACCCACAGAUGCAUUAUCUUUUAAACCAGCCAUCCUCUCUGAGUGAGCCAAGGGACACCAGUGCAGAAGAGGAUCAUGUCAAUAGCCCGAGAAGACAAGAGGGUAUGUUAGAAGAGUCCUGUAAACAAGAGGUGAUCUGUGUCCCACCAAUGGCUCCAGCUGGUUGCAGAUGUUCAGAACUACCAAGUUACUGCGUGUGUGAAAUCAAGGAAGAGCAAGGGAUCGGAUUUCCUGGGAAAACUGCAGCUCUUUCGAAAAGCUUGGACAGUGAACAAUCCAAAGACGAGUUCACCAUCUCGUCUCUCUCAAGCAGUGCCAGAUCAUUAAGCAGUUUAUGUGAACAGAUGGGUGAAAACAUUAUACAGAAGGAAAGUGUUAACUCCAGGAUGGAAAUGUUUCUUCAGAAACUUCUAAAGGCUCCAGAAAAUGGCACCACCCAGCAGGAAGUGUCUCAUCAACAUGAAAAACAGAUGUAAAAACUUCGUUAGAUUUCCCUGGCAAAUGACUGCUUUGCAUUUCAUUUGAUGCUCCAGAAGUUUCUAAGAGUGCAGUGCUGCUUCAUAGUUCAGAAUGAUCUCAACUAUAUUAUUAUUUUGUAAUAAUCAGAAUUGUGCUCAAAGAUGUCACAACUAUUUGAUAGAUGGUUGAUAGACUGGUAGAUGAUUUGUUGAAGAUCUCCAGUAUUCCUUCAAGAUGUUUUCCCUCUAUACCUGUUGGAUUAUAGCUCCCACUUACCAUUAUGCUGGUUGAAGUUGAUGGCAACAUCUCCCCCUCGCCUUUACAGUCCAAGAAAUUAGGGAGGGUCCCUUGAGAGACUUUGCUACACCCCUGUUCCUUCUGCAGAUGAGGGUGUGGGGGGUGAUGAGGAAACAAGCCUGUCUUCUGUGAAGCUGCAAAACUCAAUCUUGAUAAUAAAGCAUGAGACUUUUUUUUUUUGCAGCCUGAGCUAUACUAUCAUCUAAUCAGCUUCCUUCCCCCACCCAUGAAUCCAUAAAAUUACCUUUUUUUAAAACAGGGCCCCUGAUGAGAAGACAAAUACUGAUCAUGGAAAUGAGGGCAUAUUUUCCAGACAAGUAAUUUGUUUUUCUGUCCCCCAAAUCUUUUCAGCUCAGGCCCCCAAACCUAAAACAGAUUUUAAAACUGAGUUGUGUCUAAUUGUGUUAAGAAUGUUGUGGCGGCUACUUUAUUUACUGCUCAGCCUAAUCCAAUUUAACACAGUAUUUUCAGUGUUCAUAGCAGUCAAAUAAUCAAGUUAUCAGUACUGUAAUGUAUUUUUAUGAUGCUUUCCCCCCUAUUUUAGCCAUGACCUGACUAGUGCCAUGAGAUUAUAUCAUAUGCGCUGUUUAUGUAAUUGACAGCUGAUCCUAUGACAUUGCAAUGAUUUUGUUUUGAUGAAGAAGCUGUUUUGAAUAUCUUUUCUUACAAUGGAUCUUCUUCAGUUAGCCUUAUCACCUUUUUAAAACUAUCCAAACACAAAUAAAAACAUGUUGUUUCUAUAAAGCUUUCACAGUAUAUUUAUUAUAUUUACAUCCUUGCUUAGUUUCAUGAAUGUUUUCUAUAAUACAUUGAGGGACCAGUCUUGCACCAAUAAUAAUCAUUUGCUUAACAAGCACAGUUCAUAUAUGCAGAUGUUAGUGCUUAACAUUUCAAAUAACAUGAAGCCAGAUGUCUGUCCCUCUCCCCCAAAUAAGUACAGGUAGUCCUUGUUUAGCAACCACAAUUGGGACCAGCAACUCAGUUGUUAAGCGAAGCGGUCGCUAAG